Messenger RNA from Fomitopsis serialis, 516 nucleotides. RefSeq lists its product as uncharacterized. Bases 1 to 516 code for a protein of 171 amino acids. The record is from RefSeq and is a predicted model, not a curated record. NCBI's taxonomy places the organism in Eukaryota, Fungi, Basidiomycota, Agaricomycetes, Polyporales, Fomitopsidaceae. The transcript has 4 exons.
AUGUUCAUCUUGUCGCUCUACACUGUGAUGGCCGAUUUUGCGCGGCCGGGCAGCGUGUCGCUAGAGCCGCACAGCGGCGGGAGGUACCACCUUCUAGGGCAGACGCAUACCGAAGCAGGCGAGAAUCCGAACAUGCCCAGCCACGCACUUGCUCCUCCACCUGCGAUCCACAGCGCACAUUCAGGAUGCGAUGGAAAAUACUGGCCGGAGCGCGUCGAAAAGUGGGGCGAACUGCCUGUUCUUGUCGACUACAUCCUGCCCCCGGGCUUCCCGGGCAGCUGGGACUUGCCGCAUACGGUCGGUGCCGUCUUCGAGAACGGCGUGAUCCAGGCUACGGACCACCACAACGACCGCUGCCGCCACUUGAUUGUCUACCCCCAGGCUGCCAUCAUCCCGGAGGCACGUACAUAUGCCUGCAUCCAUUCCUCUCCCUUCCUCUCCACGGAGCACCCGUCGGUCGCACUGUCCGUCGUGUUGUGCAACGUGCAGCUCAUUUCGUCGGUCAUCGACGUGUAG